UUACAAUCUAAUGACCCUUACUUAUGACUUGUACCACAGACUCUGUGUCUUUAGGUACAGCUAAUGUAUAGCUCCUGUGUCUUACACUCGCUGAGACUCUGUGUCUUUAGGUGAUUGCUACUGGUCGUAUCUCCACUGCGCGAUAUUGUCUGCAACAACAUUGUUCGUGCCUGGAUUGUUGAUCCGCUCUUGAGCAACACCAAGACAAUCAAGUACUCUGGAACAGACUAUGCCGGCAUUAAUCAGGACAUCUAUGGAGCAACUUGUGACAUGUUUGCCCAUUUUUCAUUGGUUGAUUCCAGUGGUUGGAUGGUCUUCGUUGACAUACAAGUUAUACUGCAGCCCUCCUGAUUCCCCCUUAUUUUACCUGAUUGUGUACUAUAGGCAUCAGAGAGCCUGUCCGUGUCAAUGGAGUUUGAGACCAUAACAAGUUAAUUCUUUUUGAUCUCAUGGCUCACACACAGCAGGCUAUGGACGCACUUGGAAACAGAGGAAGAGAUAGGAUUGAGA
Mycena citricolor is the source of this 510-nucleotide messenger RNA. The record is from the annotation of a GenBank genome assembly. NCBI's taxonomy places the organism in Eukaryota, Fungi, Basidiomycota, Agaricomycetes, Agaricales, Mycenaceae.